Molecule: messenger RNA, 4296 nt
Organism: Symbiodinium sp. CCMP2592
Lineage: Eukaryota; Dinophyceae; Suessiales; Symbiodiniaceae
Source: the annotation of a GenBank genome assembly
AUGGCGCAGCUUGUUCUUCUUGACGCAGCUUCCACGCCAAGCCAGGUGCAGAAGGCGGUACAUGCGGCUUUGACCACCUGGCGCGAGCCGCGCUGGGCGACUAAAGCCUUGAGCCAGCUCAAAAAGCAGAAGAAAGGAGCCGUUGCAGCGCAGGUUCUUGGUGCCAUGCGCCGUCUCACCUGUGAGACUUCAUCUUUCCACUUCAACACGGUGAUAAGUGCCUGUGCUGAGAGCGGUCUCUGGCAGCUGGCACUACAUGUUUUGAGCGGCAUGUCCAAGCUGACCGCAGAGCAGAACAUCAUUAGCUUCAGUAGCUGCAUUGCAGCUUGCGACAGCUGCUGCCAAUGGCAGUACGCUUUGCAUUUGCUUGGGCUUUCAUCGUCCGCACGACUUCAACACUCCAUCAUAACUUACAACAGCCUUGUGAAUGCAUGUGCUGCAGCUUCGAAGUGGCGGCUGGCUUUGCACCUCUUUUGGCUGUCGUUCGAGGUGUCGCUGCUUCCAACUGUGGUAAGCUAUGGCGCAGCAAUCAACGCAUGUGAGAAAGCUGGGGAGUGGAAACCCGCCUUUUCAUUGCUUCAUGCUGCACAAGCAUCCGGAAUCAGCCCGAACACGAUCAUGUACGAUGCUUGCAUCAGCACCUACGGCAAGGGUGGCCAGUGGCAGAUGGCCUGCCUUCAUUUAAGCCGCAUGGCUGUGGCGAAGGUAAAGCGGAUAGACAUCAGUUUCAACUCUGCCAUAAGUGCCUGUGAGAAGAACAGCUACUGGAAGGCGGCGCUGGGAGUGCUUGGCAACGAUUUGAGGCUCAGGGGCUGCAUCUUUGAACUUUCAUGGACCCGUCAUCCCGCAAAGUCCAUUGUGAAUGGCUGGCGGCAACUUUUCCAUCGGAAGCGUGCGUACAAGCGCGCCUGUCGCAGAGCUGCGGCCACUGGUCAGACGACGUACAGAGGACGACUGGUAACUGCGAGCUCGCUGAACGCGCAGUAUGUUACUGCGCUGGGACGAACAAAUCCGACCACCAGAUCUGGCCCGACACAGGGUGAGACGCCCAGUCUGGACUCGCGGCUGCGGAUCAUGACGUGGAAUUGUGGUGGCAUGAGUGCUGAUCUGUAUGAUGUGGUCUGUGAAUGGCUGCAACGCACUAGGGACACAGAUGUGGUGAUUCUGCAGGAGGUCCAUUGGGGACUGGGGAAACAGGAUGCUACCUGGAGGAUUCCGGGCUGGUCACUCGUUGUUACAGCGGAUCCGAACUGCCGGUACAGUGGUGUUGCCAUGGCCAUCUCCUCGAGGGUGGCUUGCAGUCAGGACAUCACAUUCUGCUCAUGGAUCCCAGGUGCGGAUGAGGACCUGCAGCAGCUGUUGCAAGUGCACAAUCUUGUAGUGCUUAACACAUGGGGCCGCGCGGGUCCAACGCAUACAGCCACAUUUGUAAAUGGGGACGUGCACUCGCAGAUCGACUUUGUAGCGGUGCGCAAGGAAGAAUGUGUGAGCCGCAACGGCCCUGAGCUGACUGAGUUGCAGCAAGCCACAUGUACCAUCUUUCGGCAAACCACGGCUGAAGAGGGCCAGGCUUGGUGUGAGCAGCAUCACACGGCUUUCGCAGAUGACAACUUAGCCCAAUGGGAGAUCCAGUCAUUGUCGGAUCUGAGUGUGAUGUGCAAACAAAUCCGAGUCUUGUUUGACAUUUUGCAGGAGUCCGGUAUGAGCAUCAACGUGCUCAAAUCGGGAUUGCUGCUUCGAUUACAGGGCUCCGUUGCCAAGGCCUGGUUGAGACAGCACUCUAGGACCACUACCACUGGGGUUGUUAUUAAUGUAGGAAUCCCUGGCAGGCCCAUUGAAAUACCUCGACAAGACGUACUCACCUACCUUGGAGUCCAACUGUCGUACGGUAGUUUCGAAAUGCAGACGUGCCUGUUUCGCCUACGUGCGGCGCAGCAAGUCCGGCAGCGCUUGAUCAAAGUCCUGCACACCAAUGGCUUGCGGGUUCGUUUGCGCCUGCAGCUUUAUGGGGCAUGCGUGCGGAGUUCUCUACUGUAUGGCGUGCAUGCGGUUGGCCUUAGCUCUGCUAUCAUUCGACGCUUGGAAGCUGCAGACGCGCGAUCUGUGAGGGCCAUUGUUCGAUGUCCUGUGCACUUGACGCAUGUUAGCAAUCAAGUCCUGUUUCAGCGCUACAAGCUCAACAGCAUCACCGACUUGUUGAUCAAACUGCUCGGAGGCGUGUCAAGAAAACAAAGGAUGUCGAUGCGGCCACCUGUUUUCGCGAGCAGCUUGUCCAGCUUGGGGAAACACCCAGACGCCAUCCUCCCCAAAACUGGCAAGCUGGAUGGAGUUACGUAUGUUUCUCAUUCUGUGGAUGGGUCAUGUCCUGUCCUUUACGUCCUUCGCAACAGCAGUCAAACCCAUGCCUCUACAUCAGCAGUCGAACCAACUGGUGACGCCAUCCCAUUGGUGAACUCAUCGAUGAUCGUGCCGCCUGAACCUGAGGGCCAGCCCACCACGGCAGCUCAGGAGAUGAUGGAGGUGCUCGGCCUGGCCAAGCAGAAGGCGAGUGCCUUGGAGGCGGAGGCGGGGGACCGACGGGAUCGCUCGUGGGGCGACAGCUCGGACCCGUGGGAUCGUCCACAGAAAUGGCACAAGCCUCCGCAGAAGGGCCACGGCGGGAAAGGCAGCGCGUCAUGGGACUCCUGGAAGCCGCAUUCCAAGGAUUGGUUCGAUCUGGACGACGAGGAGAAGACGCCGGGACUCGACAUGGCGACUCAGAACCUCAUCUCGGUCUUGGUCAGAAUGGCACUGAGACACGAACAGGAGUUGGCACAACUCCGCAUAGACACGACAGUGAUCUGCUACCUGGACACAGGAGCUACCGGAAUAUUGCCAAUGGUGAGGCAAGUUGCGGAGACCUGGGCGACGGAGGCCGAAGCCGGCAAAGUGAAAUCCCCGCUCAAGGUGAUCUUGCUCUUGAGCAUCCUCCAGGAAGCCAGCACUCGGAUCACGGGCAUCCUACAGGACGAGUCCAAACUGCAGAAAGCUUACGACUGGGAGUGGCUCAAGAAGGGCGAACAGGGUCUCGAUCCGCUGUGGACGUAUUUUCAAUGGUGUCCCAGCGAGAAGAAGCAGCUUCUCAGCAAGCUGGAGCCGGUGAAAAACACGGAAAUUCAGGGCCAUCUGGAUUUCCUGGCGGGCCAUCUGGCAGAGCCGAAUGUGCUGACGCGAUUCCGUUCAACUCGGAAAAUGUCGGCAACCGAUCGCUACGCCAGCGCAGUAUUGCCGUUUUUCUGCUGCCUAAGCCUCAGGGGAGAAGUGGCGGCCAAAUGCCACGGCUCCAUACGAGCCUUGGUGAACAGCUCAGCACUGAAGCCCAUCGGGAUGCGGAUCAAGCCAGCACGGGGGGAACGCCAGCCACUGGCAGCGGAGUUGGAGAAAGCCUAUCUCGCUGUUCCAUACACUCAGUGGCAGGAGAGGGCUCCUCAGACGGGCCGUCAGGCUCGAGCGCCUCCCGCCGAGGCGGCACCGGAGAAGGCGAAAGAGCCGGACUUCGGGGCGCUGAGCUGGAUCUCGAUGCUGACGGGCCAGGCACAGCUCUGUCUGGGCGAGGUGCAUCGGGCCAUUCAACUGGCAAAUAAACCAGGGAAACUCUACCUCCCGGGUUGCCUGGAAUGGUCUCCUGUUCUUGCGGGCUGGCGGCAUCUGAGCCGGCAACAUGAUGCAGGGAUCUUCAUGAAGCACCUGUUAGAGUAUGCUGCUUCGCCGGUGCUACAGGGCUGUUGGCAGGCUAGAUUAGACACGCCUCACCUCGUCACUGAUGGAGGUGCGCUCUCCAUACCAGUGCCGCUCACUGUGCAAGGCCCCAGCUUGCAAGACACGGUCCAUCGGUGGCACACGCAACACACAGUCCAUGCAUUGCACGGGGAUCAGGGGCUGGUAAUUUUACAACUGAAUCGGUACGAUAAUGUGGCUGGUCUGUCCCUGAAGGAUGACUCGCUUGUGACUGUGGAGCCUGGCGCCGUCAUACUGAUUCCGGCCUUUGUUGCAGCCGAAGGGAUUGAGGUUGAGAUGAGGCGUUAUGUUAUUGCCUUUGUGAUCUUUCAUGUAGGCGAAAACGUAGAUUGUGGUCAUUAUCAGGCUGCGCUCUGCAUUCCUACCCAUUCUCACCUCACUGCAUCGGCAGCUGCAGCAGAUACUCACUGGGAGUAUCGUGUUUGUGAUGAUCGUCGAAAGCCGAGGCAGGCCAGACAGGCGGAUCUGCACUGCAUCCAUCACAACACGUACUUAGUGGGGCUGCUGAGGUCAGAGUAG